This is a messenger RNA of Anopheles stephensi (Asian malaria mosquito), 5451 nucleotides long. RefSeq names its product tyrosine-protein kinase Fer (gene FER). The transcript is spliced from 12 exons. The coding region runs from base 670 to 3354 and encodes 894 amino acids. Lineage: Eukaryota; Metazoa; Arthropoda; Insecta; Diptera; Culicidae. Gene Ontology annotation, molecular function: ATP binding; non-membrane spanning protein tyrosine kinase activity. The record is from RefSeq and is a predicted model, not a curated record. Gene Ontology annotation, biological process: peptidyl-tyrosine phosphorylation.
CUACCCGAAUGCAUUUCUCGACUGCGUGUGUUGCUGCUGCCGUCCACGACCAGUGUUUCUGCCUGUGAUAAAAUGCCAAAAUAAACCCGCCCGCCUACUGUAUGUGCGAUACGUAUUGGGUGUGUUGUUUGUGUGAUCGAGCGCAUGCGAUACGGCGGAAGAGUUUAUCACCACGUUCUACGGCGGUGGUCUGAAGAUCGCCGUAUUUCCCACCAAUACACCCGACACGGUGCUGCCUUCCGCACAUCAACCUGCAGCAUAAACCUGUUUUCGGGGGGGUGUUGGCCGUUGGUUUCGAUAAACAUUCAAAAGAUCAAGUUUGCUCCAAAACCCGAUAUCCUACACGCAUUCUUAAACAUGAAAAAAUAAUAUAUAAUCAGGAGCAUAUGUGAAAUAUUACCCGUAGCAACUCUUCAACGGACCGAACAUUCUUAACAUAAAGUGCAGUGUAUUUGUGUGCAGUUUGUAUGUAGCCCACUCGACUAAACGUAUCGAAACAGCUCACCGGAGCCGUUAGUGCGCUAUUCGCAUUGCUCGGUGUUCGUAGUGUGUGUGUGUGUGUAUAGUGUGACAUUUGAAGUGACAUCAGACAGCAGACGAAUCGAACGUACGAAACGCUCUUCCCGGGGAUUUUCCGACGAAUAUCGGUACCCCGCAACAUACCACACCAUGGGCUUUUCGUCCGCUCUGCAGGGUCGGGCGGCGCACGAUGCGCUGCUCAACCGGCAGGAGGCCGAGCUGAAGCUGCUCGAAACGAUGAAACGGUGCCUGGUGCAGAAGGCCAAGUGCGAUCGGGAAUAUGCCGUGUCACUAGCAGCUGUCACUCAACAAGGACUCAAAAUCGAUCGUUCGGAUGAUCUACAAGGAAGUCACAUAAUGCGAGCGUGGCGAAGCUUCAUGGAAGAAUUAGAGCAUACGGCCAAACAAAUUCGCACCAACGCGGAACAGUUGGAAACGGUCUGUCACGAGAAGCUAGCCAGCCUCUACCAGGAAAAGCGACGCGUCAGAAAGCAGUACCAAGAGGAGCACACCAAAAUAGCCACCCAGUUCAGCCAUCUCACAGAGGACGUUGCACGGAAGAAAAGCGAGUACCAGAAGCAUUUAGACUACUACAAACUGCUGCGGGGCCGGUUCGAGGAACACAUCAAAUGUAAGUCAGUAUGCUCCGGUCGAUCCGGACGAAAGCUGGACGAUGUCAUAGACAAGUACCAGAAGGCCUGCCGGAAGCUGCAUCAAGCGCAUAACGAGUACGUCCUGCUCAUCACCGAGGCGGUCGAGGUGGAGAAGGACUUUCGGACGAUACUGCUGCCCGGACUGCUCGAGCACCAGCAAUCCCUCCAGGAAGGUUUCAUUCAGGCGUGGAGCAACCUGCUACAAGAGAUUGCAAAGCUGAGUGAUAUGACGUCGGAAAAGUACGUCGACAUACAGCAGCGCAUCGAGUGCAGCAUAGCGGGAAUAAACUCCACCGAAGAGUAUCGCGAGUUUACGGAGAAACACAAAACCUCACCAACGGCACCGGUCAUUUUCCAGUUCGACGAGACGCUCGUCGAGGAUAGUCUAGGUAAGCUGCAGGCCAACACACUCACCGUGGACAACCUUACCGUUGACUGGUUGCGGGGCCGACAGACCGAGCUCGAGGGUACGAUCAAAGAUCUACAGGAUCGGCAGCAUAAGUUGUGCAGUGAUACGAACGGAACGAAUGGCAGCAGUCCAGCGGUCAGCCCAGUUAGUACACCGGGUACGAAGCCAUCCACACCGAUACUGAACGGUUCCAACGGUAACGGUGUGCUGGGAAAAGAUCAAACCGCCAACAAAUCGUCAAAGGAACUAAACACACUGCGGUGCCAAGAACGACAAACGCUCAAGCUGGUCGACAUGAUCCGUUCGGCGCUAAAUGAGGUGGGCUGUGAGGAGCUACCGUCCGGUUGUGAUGACCUUUCCGUGGAGCAUCUCAUCGAGAACAAAAAGUCUGUCAGUCAGGAUCUAUCGGUGGACUCACUUCAGCAUACCUCCACCGCACUGGGUCUCUUCUCCUUGCGCACUGGUGGUGGUGGUAGCGGUGGUGGUGGUGGUGUGAUGUCGAUGCUAAUGGAUCAACUAAGGCGCAAAUCUGGGCCGCCAACCGUUUCAGGAUCGAACGCUGCCGGUAAGACACCACGGUCAGGACCGACCCCGGCACAGACGCCCAAACCGGGCCAUCGAGGAACGACGUCAACGAUGACUCUCUCGACAAACCGUCCGCUGCAUGAGGAGGAAUGGUUCCACGGUGUUCUGCCCCGCGAGGAAGUGGUCCGAUUGCUGCGCAACGAGGGCGACUUUCUGGUGCGCGAAACGACCCGCAACGACGAAAGCCAAACCGUGCUGAGUGUCUGCUGGAAUGGACACAAACACUUUAUCGUGCAAACGACCGCUGAGGGUCACUAUCGCUUCGAAGGACCAGCCUUCCCGAGCAUACAGGAGCUGAUCGUACACCAAUACCAGUCGGAGCUGCCCGUGACGGGCCGUUCCGGAGCUGUGCUACGCAAACCAGUGCUACGCGAACGCUGGGAACUAAGUAACGACGAUGUGAUUCUGCUGGACAAGAUUGGCCGUGGCAAUUUCGGCGACGUGUACAAGGCCAAGCUGAAAUCGUCGAAAAACACCCUCGUAGCCGUUAAGACGUGUCGCAUGACACUGCCCGAGGAGCAAAAGCGCAAGUUUCUGCAGGAGGGGCGCAUCCUGAAGCAGUACGAUCAUCCGAACAUUGUAAAGCUGAUCGGCAUCUGCGUGCAGAAGCAACCGAUCAUGAUCGUGAUGGAGCUGGUGGCGGGUGGUUCGUUGCUGAUGUUUCUACGCAAGAAUGCAAGCACGCUGGGCCAGCGGCAGAUGAUGGGUAUGUGCCGGGAUGCAGCAGCUGGCAUGCGCUACCUGGAGUCAAAGAACUGCAUCCAUCGGGAUCUUGCCGCCCGUAACUGUUUGAUCGGCAAUGAAAAUAUAGUAAAAAUCUCCGACUUUGGAAUGUCCCGCGAGGAGGAAGAGUACAUUGUAUCCGGAGGCAUGAAGCAGAUCCCGAUCAAGUGGACUGCACCGGAAGCACUGAACUUCGGCAAGUACACCUCGCUGUGCGACGUCUGGUCGUACGGUAUACUGGUGUGGGAAAUUUUCAGCCGCGGCGAUACACCCUACUCGGGCAUGAGCAACUCGAUGGCACGGGAACGAAUAGACGAGGGUUACCGCAUGCCAACGCCCGAAGGUGCGCCACCCGAGAUGUACCGGCUCAUGCUCAAGUGUUGGUCGUACGAGCCGGAAAGUCGGCCACAUUUCGACGAAAUCUACAGUGUGGUGGACGCACUGCUACUCUGCACCAAGGACUGACGGCCGGUGGACACCACCAUCGGGCUGAGUACAGCGAAAGCGAAGGAAGUCAUCGGUGGAUGGCCUGCUGCCCGUGGGCUGUGGAGCGAAGGGCUCACAAUGCUGCAGCGAUUAAUUAAUACCUCAGGUGGGGUGUAGUCUGCUGCAAAGAAACAACAAAAUAUGGUGGAGGACCAAUCCCAUAUUGCCAAUCGGUUUCCGUACUGCGGCUCCAUACAGAUAAGGCCAAGUGCAGCGCCAAUGCUUGCACGGUUUUCUGCCUAGCUUUACAUUGCGUUUUAAGCAUCAAGCACUUUGCGAAAUGCACUGGGAAAGAGAGAUAGAGUGCGGGAGAGUGGUUCCGAUUACAAAAACUUAAAUUCUAAGAUCAAGGUGCUUUUUGUAGCAACGAGCAGAAUCUAAUAAGUAGAUAGUGAGAGCAUGCUAGAGGACAGCCAAGUAGGAGAAAAACUGUUGGAAAUUGCUAUAGGUGUGUAGGUUAUUGUGUACAGGGGUGUCUUUAAAAUUGUGUAAAACGGUUGGCAAACGGAUAGAUGUAUAUGGGGUUGAGGUUGAGCUGAGUCUACGCCGCCGUGUGGCAGGAAACGAUACGAACAUUUUGGUUAUUUAAAUGUGAAACCCACUGAUCUUUAACGUAAAGCAAUAAUAGCUUUGUGCUCCUAAAAGUUAAGACCGGCCUUUCCAAAAUAGCUCUCAGAUAUCGAAUGCUAAGUCCCUGUUAAAAUAGACUUCAAAUUAGGGUGAGAAGGUGUGUAGACCAGUGCUUCGAAGGACACCAAAAUUGGACCAUCUGAUAUCGUUAAGAUCUGCACUGGUUAAGGUGCAGACAAUCAGCCAUCUUUGGGACCCGAAUAGACUUGUUAAAUAGGGGGACAAUCCUGUAGAAGAACUAAAAAAUAUUCGGCUUCGUCCCUUUUCUCGGAACAUCCUCAAGUUUGUCUGAGGAUAGUAUGCCAUCUAUAUGAGGCACCACCAUGGAUUUAUUCUAGGCUAGCAAACCCACUCAUAUCUAAUUGUUUAGCGAAAAAUGUUCACAAUUUGACCCCGCUGAACUCACUAUUCACCAUUUCCGCUUAUAUUCCUGCCGCACGCUAUAGCGAAGUAGCUCCGUCAAUAACGAAGAAGAAGCACAACAACACAAAAUAGGGUAAGCUUUAGAAAAUGAGCCACGAUCAACGACGUGCAGGAGCAGAUGGGACUCGUAUUUGAAUCGAGUUUGAAACUGUGGUCAACAUUUUUAAGGUAAGUAUUUGAAAGUGUGUGAAUGCGGGCAUGUCCACGGAGAAUUGAAUGGCUGACGGGGAAAGCACAGAAGCGUUGGGAACGAUGUGGAGUUGUAGAACUGUGGGAUUAUGUGAGCAACGUGAGCUUGCAGCAACGACGUGUGAUAGUUGGUUAGAGAAAUCGAGAUGGGUUUAUAGAAAGCACUAGAACAAACGCAAACAGACAGACGAAUGGGAAUGGAAGGAGUGUGUGUGUGUGACCACCAAACUAAAUGAGGCCUGUAAAGAUGAACGAAGCUGGAAAAAAGCGUCUCACGACACCGGACGCGAGUGUGUUCCAAAGUGCUUGUGUAUUUAUUGACAGUAUACUCACUAAUCUCUUCCUAGCAGUAUCGCGCGCAUAUUGGCCAUCGCACACAAAACUUAUACUCAGCUUGAGGAGGGCGCAUUGCAAUCGCUUAUCGCGAAGGGAAUUAUCGACCGAAAUCAAAAUCGAAAACUCGCAAGCAAACGGCAUUUAACGCAACUGCAGCAACACCAACCCAGACAGGCAGUUAGGAGGCAGAAUAGCAGAUACGAAGAAUACUCGUAACUGUGAAACGAUGGUUUCCACACGGCUCUCGCACUAUUUCCGACCACAAAGCACAUUGUGGAGCACAUUUUCACGCUACAGGCAUAUACAUACAUACUUGCAUACAGAACUCGUUCACUUUUCGUCACAUCUCUCCAAUGGUAGGGCCACUUCCUUUUGGUUUUCUCCCUGUCUCGUUAACACAACAACUCAUGUACUCACUUACCCGGAAUGUUUGUGACGGGCUAAGCUAAAUGUAUCGCGAUAUUUACAUAAAUUAAACGUAUAAGUUACACAAAAUAA